AUGCUGACGAGAUCCUUAACAGAAUGGAUGUGCUACAUAACUAUCGUAGACCAAGAUUCCACACGCAGCGACUCUUCUGGUAGAUGGAACGGCUUAAAGAUAAAUUGUUUUAUGAAACGUCACAAAGAAUGGCUACCAUGCGUAAACCGGGGCGAUGUCGUUAUUCUCCAUUCUGUCAAGAUUGAAGAAUACAGGGGCGAUAUUAUGGGCAUUGGACAACACAAUAUCCUUCGCUGGGCAGCUUAUUCUCCUUUUGCUGGGGAAAUACAUUAUGGUUCUGCAAAUAAUGCACCAAAGGAAGAAAUACUCGCAGACGGGUUCGGUGGACUAUUUUCCCCGUAUUACCGGCCAGACGAAGACGAUAUUCAACAUUGUAUAACAUUGUCUGAUUGGUGGAAAAAGAUAUUGGAGAAGGACCAGUCUGAAUUAGUUGUGCCGGUCUCGAGUGAUAACCUGAAAAGGAAGCACAGACUCCUUUGUGAAACUGGGCCUCAUGUUUUUCCCAAUGGUUAUUUCGACUGUACCGUGGAGGUAUUAAGAGUAUACAUAUCUCCUCAAGGAGUUCACUCUCUAUAUGCGACGGAUUAUACUCUUAGUCCUGGGUCUGGGUCCAAUAGCAAAGAAUGGCCAGCAGUAAUGAAUGACUACGUCCUGCAGUUCGAAAUGUGGAACGACGCCGCAGAGUUUGCCGAAAAAAUGAAACAGGGAGAAUAUUACUCGAUUAAAAAUGCACGUAUACGGUUGAAUAGAUUCGGUUAUGUGGAAGGAAAGAUUGCACAAGCAAAAAUUACUCGGUUGGAUGAGGACGAUGUUGCAAACAACAUUCAUUUUAAUCUCUUACUCAAGAGGAAGGCGGAAUGGAACUCAAAGCAUAAAGCAGACUCUGACUUAUUCCAACUCGUUCAAGAUGCUGAAAUCGGGAAAUUCUUUGACUGCUUGGUGGAGCUAUUGCACAUUGAAUCUAAGCCUCAUCAUAUGCCAAAGUUGUACAUCACUGAUUAUAGCAAGAAUUUCGACUUGGCGACGAGUUGCGGCGACGAAAUAUGGUCUCGCAACCUUGAGGGCUGUGUCAUUAAAAUUAUGUUAGAUGAUGGACAAAGUCACAUCCUCAAAUCCGCUACCCCUGGUACAAUAUUAUUGAUACGAAAGCUUCGACUGAAAUUCAAUACAGUCGAAGGUGGUAUCUGUGGUAUUUUGGGUGGAAGUGAAAAACUUAUUACGCCAAUGAACAUUAACCGAACGGACAAUGUCCGUCUGAAUGAUUUCAUUCGCCGAAAAGAAGAAUGGACAAACACUGUACAGAAUUCUCACCGCCAGCCAGAUAUUUCAAAGUGCGAAAAUGUGCACACUCGCAUAAGAGAUUUGCCACUGCAAAAUCCAGAUGCUGAACAAUACCAACUUAUUGCCAAAGUUGUCAGCUUUUACCCACCUGAACUAAAGAAUGCAUUUUACCAAAAUUGUUCAUCGUGUAACAAAGAGAUACCAAAAAAACAUCGGGCAUGCUUAAAGUGCGCAGAUUUUGACCACGAAUUUGUUCAAUUCUGUUAUCAAAUGUAUGUUUUGAUUGAGGAUGAGGUCGGAGACCAAGUUAAGCUUUCCAUUGGUGAUAAGAGCUCUCUUUUCAAAGGUCUCAAACGGGCGGAUUUGGCGAAAGACAGCUUGGCACUGCGUGAAUUCUCUGCAAGGGUCAAACCACUACUGGGGAACCUGUUUGUAUCACACGAUAGACCGAUACCCGAUACAGUUGACAAGGUCGAGAACGCCCCGCUCACCUUUCAGAUUAAUACAUGGAUUGUUGUAGACGGUUCACAAAGAAGCAGAGCUUUUGGACUCGAACGCUAUUCACCGAUAUAA
Molecule: messenger RNA, 1854 nt
Organism: Psilocybe cubensis
Lineage: Eukaryota; Fungi; Basidiomycota; Agaricomycetes; Agaricales; Agrocybaceae
Exons: 8
Coding region: 1-1854 (617 amino acids)
Biological process (GO): telomere capping; regulation of telomere maintenance via telomerase
Cellular component (GO): chromosome, telomeric region; nuclear telomere cap complex
Molecular function (GO): G-rich strand telomeric DNA binding; telomerase inhibitor activity
Source: RefSeq, a predicted model, not a curated record